AUUUUUUAGAGUGUACUAUUAUAAGGAGAGCAAAUAUUAAUGUGCACCACUGUGGCCAAAUGCAUGCCAUAUUUCAUCCCGUGCUCAUCUGAUGCAUCAGUAGAGCAGCAUUAAACCCGCCGUCAGCCUCCAAUCAAACAGUGCUGAAGUUUCAUGAAUGGAGGACAGCAAUCCUACAAUGACAACCUCUGGGAGUAUGGAAGCGCACGUCUGCUCGAUCCUUGUCACACAAUGACGCUCUAUAAGGCGGGUUUGGUUCAGGAACGCUGCUCCGUGCCGCGCGAUGUCUUCGGCUCCGCUGCGCUGUCGUUCGUCAAAGCGAAGCAGGUGAAGUCCUGAAGAGAAUGGCCGUCAGCAGAGCGUCCUCGGAGGGAUGGCAACUUUUAGCAACGCGCCCCUGGACCUCCGGAGACUCUUGCAGAGACUAGUCAUCAUGUUUUCCUUCAGCAUCAUAGGCGCCUCGAUCCUCUACCUUCUGCUGGGACGCUGCGAGCCGGACGCGGGGGACAGUUGGGGAUGGAAUAACAAUAAGACGCCUGAUAGCGUGGAUGCAAACAGCUCAGGGAAGGACCUCCCGCACGCGCUCAUCAUCGGAGUGAAGAAGGGAGGCACGCGAGCGCUGCUGGAGUUCCUGCGGCUGCAUCCGGAUAUCCGGGCGCUCGGCGCAGAGCCGCACUUCUUUGACAGACACUACGCGCGCGGAAUCGGCUGGUACAGACAUUCAAGCCAUGUCAGUGUGGGGCAUUUCUAUUCUUUAAAUUGUAAUAACGCACCUGUCUGUGAGCGCCCAGGUGUGCGAGAGCUGUUUAUUUCCAGCAAGCUGCUGAUGAGGCCAUAGAGUGGCCCAUCUACAAACUCCACCUGCCACCCGCAGCAGCUGAGGCCCGCAUUACCAUACCCCCAUCAUGAUCAAUACCCACGGCACCAUUUGGUUUAUUCAGGAUACCUCAGAGAGGCCCGGCCAAAUGCAGC
Molecule: messenger RNA, 972 nt
Organism: Sinocyclocheilus rhinocerous
Lineage: Eukaryota; Metazoa; Chordata; Actinopteri; Cypriniformes; Cyprinidae
Product: heparan sulfate glucosamine 3-O-sulfotransferase 6-like
Exons: 3
Coding region: 374-838 (154 amino acids)
Molecular function (GO): [heparan sulfate]-glucosamine 3-sulfotransferase activity
Source: RefSeq, a predicted model, not a curated record